UGAUGGAUUUGGGGAAUCCCAGAAUUUCUGGGACACUGUAGCAAUCUGGACAGUUUUUGAGCGCCAACUAUGCACCAGCCACUAUCCCUUAGUGCCUGUGAUGCACCAGCCACUCUGCCUCUGUGGCUGGUAAAGCAAAAUACCGGGUUCAACCACAAACAAAAAGGACAAAAACCUUUGCCCUCAUGGAGCAAAAACAGAGGGGGAAACAGAUCCCCCUCUUUUAUGUGAAUUAUUUUAUGUAAAUAAAAGCUUUAGUAUGUUGGGUCAUGCAGGUGUAAGGAAAACCAGCAUUUCACCCUCGGAGGCACGAACUCGUGGCUGUCACACGGCAGGCGGUGCGCACCCCCAUGCCAACGAGAGAAAGCUUUCCGGCGCGUGCUCGGCGCGUGCUCGGCGCGCAUGCCUGCUUGCGGGGAGACUAGAGGCCGUUCCCAGAGCCGCGGUGCACACGCCGCAGGCCGGCCAGGGAACGAAGAUGUAUACAGCAGAGGUCCUCGCGUAAGAAGCCGCCCCAGGUGCCUCAAACCCAAAAGGAAUGCAUGAGGUACCAGGGGAAGUUUAAAGGCACAGCUCUAAAGUUUCCUCAGUUUCGCCUAAUGUCUUAGCUGUGAUGAAGUGGCUCAGCCCACUGGGGGCCUUCGAUGUGGAGGAAGGAACCUGUGGAACAGUUUUGUUGUGAAGAGAGCUUCCUGUGUUCCAGGGCACACCGCGUCAGUCUCCUCAGCCCUUUAAGUGACAUCCCUUUGAGUGAUGGGCUCUUGCAACAGAUGGAGAAAUGCUCCUGAUUCUAAGGAGGAGAACCUUUAUGUUCAAGUCCUUGCUGUAAAACUGAACAUUACUCAAACAAGAUAUUAUCCAAAUAUCAACGCAGAUCCAGAUCCUCUGAACUUUCCUCUUCUGUGAUUCAUCAUAGAUGCCAUCAUUUGUUUUCUGAAAGCCCCCAGGAACAUGGUGUUUUGUUACUGGGGACAAGACCUGAUUCUCGAAUUGCAGUAGCAACAGCCAUCCAGAGCCAUCAGAAGAGUGACUACCUUCAUGCUGAGCUAGAGGCACUUGAGUACACUUGAGAUCCAUCUGACCCAAUUCCUCGUUCCAAGGUAGAAUGAAGCCACACCAGAUUUUGUGACUUCAAGGUGGGUGAUAUGGCUGGAAAUAAGGUGCAAAGUCUUUAAGCAACCAUAGGAUAUUGGGUCUCUCAUUACCUGUGCCCAGAACACCUGAUUAGAUUCCAUGGCGAGUACAAAUAACGUGACCAAGUUAAUUAUCGUCGGUCUUUUCCAGGAUCCAGAGGUGCAGAGAGGGUGCUUUGUGGUGUUUCUUCUGGUGUACUUGGCCACAGUGGUGGGCAAUGGUCUCAUUGUUCUGACAGUCAAUGUCAGUAAGAGUCUGCGUUCCCCCAUGUACUUCUUCCUUAGCUACUUGUCCCUGGUGGAGAUCACUUACUCCUCCACUGUUGUCCCUAAAUUCAUCACAGACUUACUUGCCAAGAUUAAAACCAUCUCCCUGGAGGGCUGUGUGGCUCAGAUAUUCUUCUUCCACUUCUUUGGAGUUACUGAGAUCUUCCUGCUGACGGUAAUGGCCUAUGACCGCUACGUGGCCAUUUGCAAACCCCUUCACUACACAACUAUCAUGAGCCGGUCUGUGUGUCGCCUUCUGGUGGCUGGAUCCUGGCUCGGGGGCUUUUUUCAUUCCAUGGUCCAGAUUAUUAUUACUCUCCAGUUGUCUUUCUGUGGUCCCAAUGUGAUUGACCACUACUUCUGUGACCUCCAUCCGUUAUUCAAGCUUUCCUGCACUGACACUUCUGUGGAGGGGGUUAUUGUGUUGGCCAACAGUGGAUUAUUUUCUAUCUUCUCCUUCCUCCUCCUGGUGUCCUCCUAUAUUGUCAUCCUGUACAACCUGAGGAACCAUUCUGCAGAGGGGAGGCGCAAAGCCCUCUCCACCUGUGCCUCUCACAUCACUGUGGUCCUCUUGUUCUUUGGACCUGCCAUCUUCCUCUACAUGCGGCCUCCCUCUACUUUCACUGAGGACAAACUGGUGGCCGUGUUCUACACAGUUGUCACCCCCAUGCUGAACCCCAUCAUCUACACACUCAGGAAUGCAGAGGUGAAAAAUGCCAUGAGGAAGCUGUGGGGGAAGAGAAUGAAUUCAGGGAGGGACUAAAAAUGAAAACAUGAAAAAAUUAUCAUGUCUAAGGGGUGACCAAAUAUGCAUUCUGAUUUCAGUCAAGUCUGAGGGAUUGAGGAAAAGUUAACCUGUUUGUCUAUAUAUACAUAUAUAGAUUUAUAUAUUUAUAUUUUGUAUUUAGAUGAGCCCCUUGUAUUCCAUUGCACUAAUCACAGCUGCACCAAUUCAUUGCUGUCUGUAGUUUGGAGAAUGUUUUGGAGAAGAGCUGCAUCUCUUCUCUUCUUCUGUUGCCCAUAGUUGGAAGCACCACAGCCUUCAGGGAGGGAUUACCUAGACUGUGAAUUCCCACCCUGUUGUUUUCUACCUGUGCAACCUUGGGUUCAUUCACUUUGCCUCUUGGUGUUAGCGUGCUGUGGGGUGUGGAAAGUCUGUGGCACUUGGAGACAGAAGUUUAUGUUUUGCUUUGUCCUUCUCUGAUAGUGUUGUGAGAUCUUGUGGGAGUCCCACGGAGGCUUUUAUACUUCAUUUGGUACCCCUGCUUUAUUUACCUGAUUCUAAUGCCUGAAAUUCCUCAUUAUGAGCCUUAUUUCACAGGAAUAAGAUAUUGUUAGAAUGGAAAUGUCUCUUGGAUGUGAAAUACAGUGAAGGUAUUGUUAACCAUUAAUUUGGACAAUUUUAGAAGACCUUUUUCUUUCUAGACAGUUGCUGUCUGGGCACUGGGGUGUUGCUUAAGCCAGAUACAGCUCAUUGACUGUUUUUGUAUGGCCUAAAAACCAGCAUGGUUUUUAUACUUAAAAAAAAUCAAAGUCGAAAAAUAUUUGUUGAUAUAUGAAUUUUAUAGGAGUAUAAGGUUUUAGUGUUCAUAAAUAGGUUACUGGACUAUGGUCAUGCCAAUUACUUUUUCUCUAUGGUAGCCUUUGUGAUAUAGUAGCAUGGUUGAGUGGUUGUCAUGGAGACUGUAUGGUCUGCAAGGCCUAAAAUAUGUCACCCUUUUCAGGAAAAGUUUGGCAACCCCUGACUUAAAUCAUAUAACAUGUAUUGCUUACUUGACAAGAAGUUUGGGGGCCAGCAAUUCUAGGGUUGUUUUGUUAAUUCUGUGAUGCCAGAGCACCUGGUUUGUGUGUCUUGAAUUCUCUUGGCUGCCCCCUGCCCCAUGGCAGCAGGAGGGCUGCAGCACAUCUAGGUAUUAUAUGCUAAUGUGAGGGGAAGGAGGGGCUCUCAUUUUAUUUCGGAAAUAUUUCCAGAGACCCCUCAGAACAAUUCUUGUAUAUUUUUUUAUUGGCCAGAACGGAAAAUUUUCUUAUUUCUAACCGCAUGUCCAUGCCUAGAUGUGAGGGAGGCUGGGAGAGUGAAUGGUGGUAAAGAGGAAUGGGAUUGUGUUACCAGUUUAGAUUAGACACUGUGUUUCUCCUGGGCUGGGCAUAUCGGUGUUUGAACAAGGUCAGGGUUGUCAUUAGGAAGAGAUGUCUGCCAUGGGGAGUGUUGGUAGAUGUGAUAUCUGGGAGGGUGGUGCCCCUGGACAUAGUGGAUGGAUUUGAAUUGGUGCCAGAGUGACUGACCAAAAUCCAGCUCAAUCACUUGGUGGCUCAGCCUCAGGCACGUGACCAAAACUCUUGAUCCAGGGUCCUUGGCAUGCACGCGUGGGUCAAGUGCAAGAAACCUUUUCCAUAAUGUGACAGUUUUCCUGUGAAUGCAUCUACUUUAAUUUCCCUCUAGGGAAUGAAGGAAUGAAGCCCUGGGCUGAGUGCCUGAGGGUUGUGAAUAGAAGCCAAACGAUCCUACUGUAGGUCAAAAUAAAUUCUAUCAUUUAAGGUCUGUAUAUCCUGAGAUGAGUAUUCCUAGUAAAUAAAUCAUAUUUUUAUGCAUGGAAGAAACAUUUGAUAGCAUAUGGAGAUUUGAGUGUUUGGGAUACAUAGUGAGGUACUAAAAACAUUUUUAAAUCUAACAUCUUGCAUUAUCCUUUUUCUUCCAAUUACAUAUCUCUGCAAGGCUGAAUUUUCUCCAUAUGUUUCAACAAAGACAACAUACCCAGCAGAUUGAAUACACAAGCCAAUGUGAGAAUUCAGCUGUAUCUCUUAAGCCAAAUAUUAAGGGUAUUUGCAAAAACUCAAACAAUGCCAUUUUGCAUUAAUUAUUUCCAUUUGCAUUAAUUAAUUUUGUCAUAAUUAUUUUCCACAAAAGACAUUAUGUGAUUGUAAACAGAAACAAAGAAAGAAAAAGAAAGAAAGAAAAACCAAACCACCUGCAGGUCUUGAUGGCAAGGAUGAGUCUCGUUUGCAUAUAUAGCUCUACAUCCAGAGUUCUGGGCCAAUUCAAUACAAAGAAAGUCACCAAGCAGCAAUUUGCUAAAAAUUCGCUACUUCACUAAUUGGCAAUUUGCUAAUUCCCCAAGCAGAAAUUUGCUAACACUGAACUUCUGAUUAAUCGGACAUAUAUAUCGAUUAAGCCUUUAUAAAAUUCAUGGCACUUAUGUUUUGCUGCAGCCUGUGAUGAGCAAUAUAUUUGGGGGAAAUUUUUGUGUGUGUUGAAUUUCAGCUUUUUUGGAAAUAAUAAAUAUCAAGAAUUUUAUGUAUGUUUGUUUCUCUCUUCCAACUAGCUGAAUUUUCAGUCUGGUCAACUGCCUUUGCUACAUGUCUUCAUUUUUGGAUUACCUUCUUGAGAAAGGGACACAGGUACAGGGAGCAGAUGAGGGGAUGUUUUCACAUGUGUUAGCCAAGCCUUCCUGUUUCAGGUUGAGUUAUUCACCCUAGUGUUUUACUCCUUCUUGUGUCAAUGCCCUUUUCCAUGUAAUCUUGAAGUUCUUUCCACUACAUGUGGAAUGUACUUUUCUAUCCCUUGACUUUGGCCUCAACCGUAUGACUUGCUCUGGCUGAUGGAAUAUGAAUGGACAUGACAGCUUGCUGAUUAGAGCCUAAAACUUAAGGGACCUCAUGUGUCUCUUGCCUCUUGUGUCCCUUUCGCCAUCAUGAGAUGAUGUCCCUAUCACCUGGGCUGUAGAAUGACACACGUGGAGAACUUCACCUGCCCCUCCCCCCCCCC
Felis catus (domestic cat) is the source of this 5166-nucleotide messenger RNA. Its product is annotated as olfactory receptor 4B1-like. Gene Ontology annotation, biological process: G protein-coupled receptor signaling pathway. Gene Ontology annotation, molecular function: olfactory receptor activity; G protein-coupled receptor activity. The transcript has 5 exons. The record is from RefSeq and is a predicted model, not a curated record. Bases 1234 to 2163 code for a protein of 309 amino acids. Lineage: Eukaryota; Metazoa; Chordata; Mammalia; Carnivora; Felidae. Gene Ontology annotation, cellular component: membrane.